AUGGCCGUCGAGGCCGACGGCACCCAGGAACAUAAAAAAAGUGUUCAUCAUGUUUAUUACCUCCGCUGUGUCCGCGCAGAGCAAAAUGUCGUUUCUUCUGCUAAGCUGACCAGCUCCCAUUCAAGCCACAUUCCUUUUCAUGUGGGCCAUUUUUUCACUCCUCUCUCUCUCUCUCUCUCUUUCUCUCUCUCUUUCUCUCUCUCUCUCUCUCUCUCUCUCUUUGUCUUUCUCUUUCCUAUAUAUCUCUCUCUUCUUCUGACUCUUUCGCUGUCUCUUUAUUUUUCUUUAUCCCCUUCUCCCACGUUCUAUAUCUUCUAUUCUUCUUCCCGUUUCUUCUUUUCUUUCUCUUUCUUUCUUUUGUUUCUCAAUCUGUUUGUCUCCUUCUUCGCCUUUACAUUUUAUUUCUUCUCUCUUUCUCUGGCUUCUAAUUGUUUUCCUCUUUCUCAAAUUUCCUUCCAUUUCUUUCCUUCUUUAUCGUUCCCUGGAACGGUUUACCUUUCUUUCUUUCUUUAUUUCUUUCUUUCUUUCUUUCUUUCUUUCUUUCUUACUUUAUCUUUUCUUCCCCACAUCCUCUUCUUGUCUACCAUAACACCCUCCCUAUCACUCUCUCUCUCUCUCUCUCUCACACACUUUCUCCCCUUUUAUAUGUUUUUCGUUAUUCAUUCUUCCUCUUACUCUCAUCACUUUCUGUAUUGUUCUUUCUUUAUCUCUAUUUUCACUUCCCCCUCUCUCUCUUCUUUAAUACCUCUCCCUCUAGUCUCUCUCUAUUUUUUCACUUCCUCUCUUUCAUUGUCUAUGUCAGUCUUUAUCUUUUCUCACUCUUUCUCGCUUCGUUUUUCCUUUUGCCCUCUUUAUUCAGAUUCACUCUUUUACUUUCUUUCCAUCUUUUUCCUCUUUCUCUUUUACCUCCUCUCCUCACUUACUAUGUCAUUCUUUAUUUCUCACUCCUCUUCUCCCUUCUCUCUCUCUCUCCCCUUUAAUAUUACUUUUUCUGAUCAUUAUCUGUUGUUAAUUCGUCAUCUCUCUCUCUCUCUCUCUCUCUCUCUCUCUCACUUUCUUCCUUUCCCUCCAUUUCAUCUCAGGCUUAUAAAUGUAGAACAUUUUGACAUGUACUUAAAAUCAAGGAAUCUUGUAUUCAUGGAAACAGAAGCAACGAUAUAUGAAGACCUAUCAAUUUAUUGCACUGCUUGA
Acanthosepion pharaonis is the source of this 1191-nucleotide messenger RNA. Lineage: Eukaryota; Metazoa; Mollusca; Cephalopoda; Sepiida; Sepiidae. The record is from the annotation of a GenBank genome assembly.